This is a messenger RNA of Oreochromis niloticus (Nile tilapia), 2647 nucleotides long. It is a transcript of the gene pcca, whose product is annotated as propionyl-CoA carboxylase subunit alpha. Bases 65 to 2407 code for a protein of 780 amino acids. The transcript is spliced from 24 exons. NCBI's taxonomy places the organism in Eukaryota, Metazoa, Chordata, Actinopteri, Cichliformes, Cichlidae. The record is from RefSeq and is a predicted model, not a curated record. Gene Ontology annotation, cellular component: mitochondrion. Gene Ontology annotation, molecular function: ATP binding; metal ion binding; propionyl-CoA carboxylase activity.
UACCGGAAAUGACUUUUUGGCACCACACUGGCCUCCUGCGACUGUGCGCUCUGCACGCUACGUCAUGACGUUGUGGAUGAUCGGCAACAUGGCGGCGCACAGUGUUCCUUCGACGUUAAAGAGGCUUCUGUUCGCUGUAAAGUAUUCCCCUCUCCAGUCCAGAUGCUGUGCUGUGCAGAGAGAGGCUCAGUAUUCCACCAUAUCUAUUCCCAGUGAAAAGACCUUUGAUAAGAUCCUCAUUGCAAACAGAGGAGAGAUUGCUUGCAGGGUGAUCAAGACAUGCAAGAAGAUGGGCAUCCAGACUGUGGCUGUUCACAGUGAUGUAGACUCCAGCGCUGUUCAUGUAAAGAUGGCUGAUGAGGCGGUCUGUGUUGGCUCCGCCCCCACCAGUAAAAGCUACUUGAACAUGGAUGCCAUCAUGGAUGCCAUCAGAGUGACUGGAGCACAAGCUGUUCAUCCUGGUUAUGGGUUUCUGUCUGAAAAUAAAGAGUUUGCAAAACGACUGGCAGCAGAAGGUGUAGCAUUCAUUGGCCCAGACACCCAUGCUAUCCAGGCAAUGGGGGAUAAAAUUGAAAGCAAGCUAAUUGCAAAGGCUGCCAAAGUCAACACUAUCCCAGGAUUCGAUGGCGUUGUCAAGACUGCAGAGGAAGCUGUGAAGAUUGCACAGGAGAUUGGUUUACAAUAUCUGAAGAGAUGGAACAGAAGAAAUCAUAAAGCAGAACUCACAGUGUGUGAAUAUAAAGGAUCUGAGUCUGUUUUACUCCUCAGUCGUAAAAGGCUGCUGGGGUUUUGCUGUUACUGUGGUGGGUGGACCACAUGGACACCACAGUUUGUGAAUGCGAUAACUCAAAAACGAGGUUACCCUGUGAUGAUCAAAGCUUCUGCAGGUGGAGGAGGGAAAGGAAUGAGGAUUGCCUGGAACGAUGAGGAGACGAGGGAAGGUUUCCGGUUCUCAUCGCAGGAGGCAGCAUCCAGCUUUGGAGAUGACAGGCUGCUCAUUGAGAAAUACAUAGACAACCCCAGACAUAUAGAGAUUCAGGUAUUGGCUGAUAAACAUGGAAAUGCUCUGUGGCUCAAUGAGAGGGAGUGCUCCAUCCAGAGGAGGAACCAGAAGGUAGUGGAAGAGGCGCCCAGUACUUUCCUGGACCCAGUCACACGACGGGCAAUGGGUGAACAAGCAGUCCAGCUAGCCAAAGCUGUGCAGUACUCCUCUGCUGGGACUGUGGAGUUUCUAGUGGAUUCUAAGAAGAACUUCUAUUUCCUGGAGAUGAACACACGACUACAGGUGGAGCAUCCAAUUACAGAGUGUAUAACUGGCUUGGAUCUGGUGGAGCAGAUGAUCAGGGUUGCCAAGGGUUACCAACUCCAGCACACGCAGGACGAUAUCCCAAUAAAUGGCUGGGCCAUUGAGUGCCGGGUCUAUGCAGAGGAUCCUUACAAGUCUUUCGGUCUUCCUUCCAUUGGACGGCUGUCUCAAUACCAGGAGCCACUCGACCUUGACAAAGUCCGUGUAGACAGCGGCAUUCAAGAGGGAAGUGACAUCAGCAUCUACUAUGAUCCCAUGAUCUCUAAGCUGAUUACCUACGGAGCUACACGAGCUGAAGCUCUUGGUAGGAUGGAGGACGCUCUGGAUAACUAUGUGAUCAGAGGUGUGACCCACAACAUUCCUCUCCUGCGAGAAAUCAUCACUCAUCCUCGCUUUGUCUCUGGUCACAUCAGCACCAACUUCCUCCCAGAGGUUUACCCUGAUGGCUUUAAGGGCCAUCAGCUAGAGGCAGAUGCAAAAAGGGAGCUGUUGGCAUCAGCAGCAGUGCUCUACAUCGCUGCUGAGCUCCGUUCAGCAAAGGUCCUUGGUACCCAGAGGGUGGCCUCCACUCCUGUGGAAUGCAGCCACUGGGAGCUGUGUGUGGAACUGGGCGAGGAACGCCAGGAUGUGGAAAUCAGCAAAUCAGGAACUGUUUAUACUGUGGAGAUGGAUGGAGCGAAGGUGGAAGUUUGGGGAGCUUUGAAUCUGGCCUCCCCAUUGCUGCCACUCACAAUCAAUGGCACACAGAGAAUGCUACAGUGCCUUUCCAGAGAUGCUGCUGGAGUGAUUGUCCUACAGUACCUGGGCACAUUGUUUAAGGUUCGAGUUCUGUCCAAGCUGGCUGCAGAGUUGAACUCCUACAUGCCAGAAAAAGUUUCAGAGGACACGAGCAGCAUCCUGCGUUCGCCGAUGCCGGGAACAGUUGUGGCUGUAUCUGUCAAACCUGGAGAUACGGUUGCAGAAGGUCAGGAGAUUUGUGUAAUUGAAGCCAUGAAGAUGCAGAACAGUUUGACUGCUGUCAAGCAAGCAAAGGUUAAGAGUGUCCACUGUAAGCCAGGGGAGACUGUGGGGGAAGGAGACCUGCUUGUGGAGCUGGAAUAAAACAUGAUCCGUUCCCUUUGACAUGUGACUUGUGUGAACUGGGACAGAUGGAGUUGAACUGUGUCACAAUGUUGGUGUGGGUGCUCACACAGUUGUCACGUGUGUCUUUGAUUCAGCUGACUGUUCCAAUCACUCUGUUGUAUUUAGGUUUUACUACUUAAUAGAUAUUGUUGUUGGUAGGCCAAACAUUGAAAUUUGGAUGAACUGACUGACAAAAAUAAACUUUUCCAAAUAAAAUUA